This is a messenger RNA of Columba livia (rock pigeon), 2985 nucleotides long. RefSeq names its product carnitine O-acetyltransferase (gene CRAT). Lineage: Eukaryota; Metazoa; Chordata; Aves; Columbiformes; Columbidae. Gene Ontology annotation, molecular function: carnitine O-acetyltransferase activity. The record is from RefSeq and is marked provisional. Gene Ontology annotation, biological process: carnitine metabolic process, CoA-linked. Gene Ontology annotation, cellular component: peroxisome.
GCCGAGGGAGAGGUUUCCAUUCUUUUCUGUCCUCCCAGCCAUGGAUAGGAAACAGAAGCAAGCAGAGAAGGCCAGGCCCUAUGGCCUGCUGAAGCCGGCAGCGUUAGGCAAGAUCCCGGGCAGAUUCCAACUUCAUCAGGAAGCGCUGCCCCAUCUCCCCGUGCCGCCGCUCCAGCAAACGCUGGACCGUUACCUGCUGGCUCUGCAGCCCAUCAUCAGCGAGGAGGAGCUGAACCACACGCAGGAGCUGGUGGCCGAGUUCCGCAAGCCGGGCGGUGUCGGGGAAAGGCUGCAGAAGGGCCUGGAGAGAAGAGCCAAGAAAACAGACAACUGGCUCUCGGACUGGUGGCUGAAGACCGCGUACCUGGAGUAUCGCCUGCCCGUCGUGGUCCACUCCAGCCCAGGUGUGGUUUUACCUAAGCAGGAUUUUCAGGAUCGACAAGGUCAGCUCAGGUUUGCUGCCAAGCUGAUCGAGGGCAUCCUGGAUUUCAAGACCAUGAUUGACAAUGAGACCCUCCCGGUGGAGUAUAUGGGUGGGAAGCCCCUCUGCAUGAACCAGUACUACCAGAUCCUCUCAUCCUGCCGCAUCCCUGGGCCCAAGCGGGAUUCCAUCGUCAACUAUGCCAAAGGCAAAAAGCAGUCCAGACACAUAACGGUGGUUCACAACUUCCAGUUCUUUGAGCUGGAUGUUUACAACAGCGAUGGAAGUCCCCUCACCACUGACCAGCUCUUCAUUCAGCUGGAGAAGAUAUGGAACACCUCCCUCCAAACAAACAAAGAACCUGUUGGGAUCCUCACAACGAACCACCGGAACAGCUGGGCAAAAGCCUACAACAACCUGCUGAAAGAUAAGACCAACAAGGAAUCUGUGCGUACGAUUGAGAAGAGCAUUUGCACCAUCUGCCUCGACGCGCCCAUGCCGCGGGUGUCCGACGACAUCUACAAGAGCCGCGUGGCCGCCCAGAUGCUGCACGGCGGAGGCAGUCGCUGGAACAGCGGGAACCGAUGGUUCGACAAAACCCUUCAGUUCAUCAUCGCUGAAGAUGGCUCCUGUGGUCUCGUUUACGAACACGCUCCUGCAGAAGGCCCACCCAUUGUUGCUCUUUUGGAUCACAUUGUGGAGUACACGAAGAAACCUGAGUUGGUAAGAUCGCCUAUGAUUCCUUUGCCAAUGCCCAAAAAGCUGAGGUUUAACAUCACCCCAGAAAUCAAGAGUGACAUAGAGAAAGCGAAGCAGAACCUCAACAUAAUGGUCGAAGACCUGGAUGUCAUCGUCUUGGUCUUUCAUCAAUUUGGGAAAAACUACCCCAAAUCUGAGAAGAUAAGUCCUGAUGCCUUUAUCCAGCUGGCCUUGCAGCUGGCGUAUUACAGAAUGUACGGCCACUCCUGUGCCACGUACGAGAGCGCGUCGCUAAGGAUGUUCCGCCUGGGCCGCACGGACACCAUCCGCUCCACUUCUAUAGAAUCCCAUAAGUUUGUGCAAUCAAUGGACAGCCCGGACAAAUCGGACCAGGAGAAAGCAGACUUGCUGCGGAGAGCUACCCAGGCGCACAAGGAAUACACCAAUAUGGCAAUACAGGGCAACGCAAUAGAUCGCCACCUCUUAGGCUUGAAGCUUCAAGCCAUCGAGGACCUAGUGAGCAUACCUGAGCUGUUCAUGGACACAGCCUAUGCCGUUGCAAUGCACUUCAACCUGUCAACCAGCCAGGUCCCAGCAAAGACAGACUGCGUGAUGUGUUUUGGUCCCGUGGUUCCAGAUGGCUACGGAAUCUGUUACAACCCCAUGGGUGAGCACAUCAACUUUGCCAUUUCAGCCUUCAACAGCUGUGCUGACACCAACGCAGCUCGCAUGGCACAUUAUCUUGAGAAGGCGCUGCUAGACAUGAGGAGCUUGCUCCAGUCCGCUCCCAAAUCCAAACUGUAAGAGGCAAACGUGAUGCAAAACCCCCAGCUAAAGGGGCUGUUCUUCAUGCACUGAAGUUCCCAGUUCCUCAGAAAAUUAUUGAGAGCACAGAUGGCCCUGGAACCUUGGAGGGAAUCUAUCAUUUGUUUUCAGCAAGAGGCUACAGAAUAGUCAUCUGCAAAUAUUACUGGUAAGAGGAAACGCUGUCUUUAGCCGAAGUAGAACCAACUGGUCCUCUCCCAUCAAUACAAAGCGCACCCUCCUGUCCUCAAAGAGGACUGACGUAUUAUUUUUAUGGAACUUACUAUAAAGGAAUACAGAAAGCACAGUCCUUAGCAGUAUGUAAAUCCAUUUGGUGAGGCAGGUAGUUCUUCUCCAGGGAAAGCAGGGGACAUUCAUAAUGUGAUGGAACUACUGUAAGACCAGUCUUUCUGCUGGUUUCUGAAGAGUGCAGCAUCUGUCAAAUUUGACUGAGGAUCCUUCUGCUGCUCCAGCAAAACGUCACCAUUGAAGUUUGGCAAGGGGAGAAAGAAGUUCUUAAGUGGGAGCAGAUCCAGGCUCGUUAGAGUGCCCUGCACUACUUAUCCCAGGCACUCCAACCAUCACAUGCUUUACAGGCCUGGGAACGUUCCCUUUGCUCGUUUUAGGAUGCCCUUUCUGUUGCAUUGACCCUAUCAACAACAGAACAUCAUUUGCUACUAACUAAGGUGUUUGUUGUUGUUGUUUUUGUUCUGAGUUUUUUGUUAGGCUUGCUGUUGUGCUCCUAGCCACGGAUCUUCAGGCUCAGCAUAAAGAUUUUAUUCCCCACAAAACUCCUUUCACACAGGUUUUCCCAGCUUUGACUUUAUGUACCUUAAUGUUUGGAGAGAUGAGAAGGAAUUGCCUGUGCAGUUAGCAGGACACUUGCUUCGUUGUACCUUCUUUUGGAACUGAGGAAAAGAACAGAUGCUGCCCUUCUGUUUACCACCCAGGGGGCCACAUGCGAACACCAUUACAUACUUCACUUUCAGAAACAACAUAUUUGUACAUAAUGCGUUAUGUCUAAGUUGUGGACAAAUAAGAAUGUUUCUAAUGAGGAAUUC